UGCUCAUCAUGGAGGAAUAACAGGUACCUUACAGAGAGGAGAACAGGCAUAUUUACAGCGACAUUUUGAAACGUGGUCAGACCAUUCGCGAAUGUAUGUUAUAUUGUUACAAAGCAGACAAUCGCAAUGAAGCAUUUUCUAAGGUUUGACUGCAAAUUUGUUGGAUGCCAAUGUGGAGGCGAGUCUAUCCUGUGAGCAGUAACUCUCCAUAUAAUCAGCAACUGGACUCAAACAGGGUACUGACCCAGUUCCUGGUGUUCCUUUACUGUAAGUGUUUGUGGCGGGGCCUGAAAUUUGUAAUCAGGAAGGUAACGGGACGAUGUGAGCUUCAACGCGUCUGUUACAAUAACAAACCUGGUGCUCGAAGGACGCUCAAGAUCGAAUCCUCACUUAAAUGUUCUAAACAUGAGCUUUUGCAGUCUGCUGUCAGUGUUCACCCCGAUUCUGUGGAAAAGACGAUUGAUGAUAUAAUGUUCCUGAAAAAAAUUAAUCCAGACACUAACCCACAGCUUGGCAUCUCUCUCCAGGCGUGCCUGCUCCAGAUUGUGGGUUACCAAAACCUAGUUGUGGAGGUGGAGAAACUGCGUAGAGAGCCGUAUGACUCUGAAAACCCUGCACAUGAGGAGAUGCUCAUGAAGCUGUGGAAGGAACUCCGCCCUGAUUCUCCCCUCUCUGGACGCAUCUCAAAGCAAUGGUGUGAGAUUGGUUUCCAAGGAAACGACCCCAAGACUGAUUUCAGGGGCAUGGGCCUUCUGGGCUUGCACAACCUACUGUAUUUUGCAGAGCAUGAUAAAGCCACUGCUCUACAAGUCCUUCAUGACUCCUUGCAGCCCAAACACAGGAACGUUUCCAAAGAGGAAGCCAGCAUGAUGAGCAAAGCUGAGUGGGAUAAGAAAACAUUUGACAAAGCAAUUGGAUACUCCUUCUCCAUUGUUGGCAUAAACAUCACAGACCUGGCAUAUUCCUUGCUGGUGAGUGGGGCUCUGAAGACUCAUCUGUACAAUGUGGCACCAGAGAUGCCAAGUUUGGUGCACUUCCAACAGACCUUCUGUUAUCUGAUGCAAGAGUUCCACAGGUUCUGGAUCGAGGAAGAUCCAUGUGACAUCAUGGAGUUCAAUUGUGUGCGCACCAAGUUCUACAAGCGCAUCCUGAAGCAGCUGAAGAACCCUGACAUGGCGCUCUGUCCUCACUUCACUGCCUCUGACCUCCACCUGGUCAACCUGUAGCUUCUCAUUCACCUCAAUUCUCAUGACCCCUGAUACUUCACUUUUUCAUCCUUAUGGCCCAUCACUCAACAACAUCACAUUACUGCCAACUGCUCAGUCAGUCUCAUGAGUGUCACAUUUAUACGCCAAUGCCUCAGUGAAUCUCUGCCUCUGCCAUCCAACCAGGAAAUAGUUGAAGAUCAACAGCACUGUUGAAGACCACGUUGAUUGUACAUGCGCAUGGCAACAGUGCACCACCUUACAAAUGAGUCACCUGAUUGUGAUAUUUACAGCUACUGUAUGCUUCAGUCUUAAAGGAAUAGUUCACCCAAAAAUUACAAUUAUGUACUCACCCUCAUGUCAUUCCAAACCCUUAUGUGAUUAUUUUAUGGAACACAAAAGGUGAAUUUUGAAGAAUCUUCAUGCCGAUCUUUUCCAUACAAAGUUCAUAGUGACCACAUCAAGCUCCAUAAAUAAAAAAAAAAUUAAAAAAAAUAACCAUAAAAGUAGUCCAUAUGACUCAGGAGCUAUAUUCCAAAUCAUUUGAUAGCUUUAUGUAAGGAACAGAGGUAAUAUAUGUUGUUAUUCACUGAAAAUCUUAACAAAAUGAGGGUACGUUAAUAUUGAUAUAAUUUUUAUUUUCUGGUGAACUGUUCCUUUAAUUAUGCACCAUUCACCUGCAUCUGAAUGUGAAGAGCAGAGAAAUGUCUCCCAAUAGGACAAGGCUACCUAUCCACCAGUAUGUAGAGCUGUUGUUACAAAUUAGGUAAGACAUUAAGCCUAUAAGCACAAGAGAGCUUCUGUGAAACACAUCCACUGCAGUAGACUGCACUGAUACCAGGCACACUUAGAAACAGUUUGCCCUUGUUUGUAUACAGUAUCAUAUUCUUUGUGAUCUGUUGCAGAUCUCUUUUAGCAACACAGCUUAUAUAAAGGAACUGUGUAUUUGUCUUUCUUUUCGAAAGUCUGUAACCAUCAUCCUCAUAAUGUAACAUUUACCCAUUCUUCUAUUAAAUAUCACAUAAUGCACUGAUUAAUACUUGUUGCCAAGAAACAGAGCUUAAAAACAAAUAUUUACUUGCCAAAUGGUAAGAUAAUGUGUGUUUUGUGAAUGUUAUCAUACAGAGCACAUGACUUUAAAACAUGUUUAAGACAUGUUUAUAAAAAAAAGAAAAAAAAAAGGAAUGUUUCAUUUUUCUGUUCUAGCACCAAAGCAAUAAAUGACGUUUAGAACA
Molecule: messenger RNA, 2440 nt
Organism: Myxocyprinus asiaticus (Chinese sucker)
Lineage: Eukaryota; Metazoa; Chordata; Actinopteri; Cypriniformes; Catostomidae
Product: ELMO domain-containing protein 1-like
Exons: 13
Coding region: 165-1226 (353 amino acids)
Molecular function (GO): GTPase activator activity
Source: RefSeq, a predicted model, not a curated record